AUGCCACCACCAAAGCUCGCCGAUCUCUCCUAUCUUCAGGUCGUCGACCUGUGUGAUAACGUUGACCUUCGACGAGAUGCCCCAGACUUUCUGUACGACGCCAAAUUCGACGUCACCGAGCAACUGAUACCGUUCGCCUUGACUGAAGACAUCGAUAGUCCUAUAAUCGGCCUUUUAAGACCUCCCAUCGUCAAGGAGCUCAUCGCCGACAACGCUCGCAAUCGACAGCAGGGUACACCCGAAGUAUGGAACCUCCGCUUGGAACCCUCAGAACACCGGACUCUGAGCAAUGGUCGGUCAGUUGGACCAUGCAUUAGCUUUCAGAGCUGGCUGGACGACCACGAGAAGAGGACAGCCGCGAUGAAGGAGAUCUGCGAGCGAUGGCGAGAUACUGGGCUAUUCAGCGAAGUCUGUGGCCCCACAAAAUGGCGAAACGAGAUGUAUCCUAUCUACGCAGACCCCUUUGGCGCCCAUGACCACCCGACUGCGCCUCUGCCCGACCGACCGCUGAACUAUGUCUUCGAGAUGGAGCGAUCUGCUUGCGCAUUGUUCGGGGUCAUCACCUAUGGGGUUCACAUGACUAUCUACGAGCACAACGUGGAUGACGAUGGCCAAACGAACCUCAAAAUCUGGGUUCCAACCCGUGCGUUGACCAAACCCACUUGGCCGGGUUUUCUCGACAAUACCGUCGCUGGAGGCAUUCCAAGCGGCAUGUCGCCUUUCGAGUCUUUGGUGAAGGAGUGCAUGGAGGAGGCCAGUCUUCCUGAUCAUGUCGUCCGGAAGCACAUCAAGGCCGUUGGGGCGAUAAGCUAUACGAUAAGAACGACCAAAGGGUGGCUUCAACCCGAAGUGGAAUACGUUUACGACCUCGUCAUCCCACCUAACAGUGACCCCGCAUUGUUCCAACCAAAACCCCUGGAUGGCGAGGUCGAGUCCUUCGAGCUCAUGUCACAGGAGCGCGUGAUAAAAGAACUACGCGCAGGCCAGUUCAAACCGAACUGUGGAAUGGUCCUGAUCGACCUGUUCAUCCGCCUGGGCAUUAUCACGCCGGACAACGAACCCGAUUUUAUGAAGAUCGUUACCCGACUACACGGCCAGUUCGACUAUUCGAAAUGGAAGCAAUGA
This is a messenger RNA of Coprinopsis cinerea okayama7#130, 1125 nucleotides long. RefSeq names its product nudix hydrolase 20. The transcript has 5 exons. The record is from RefSeq and is a predicted model, not a curated record. Lineage: Eukaryota; Fungi; Basidiomycota; Agaricomycetes; Agaricales; Psathyrellaceae. Bases 1 to 1125 code for a protein of 374 amino acids. Gene Ontology annotation, molecular function: 8-oxo-dGDP phosphatase activity.